Microdochium trichocladiopsis is the source of this 1014-nucleotide messenger RNA. Its product is annotated as ferric reductase like transmembrane component-domain-containing protein. Gene Ontology annotation, cellular component: plasma membrane. The coding region runs from base 1 to 1014 and encodes 337 amino acids. The record is from RefSeq and is a predicted model, not a curated record. The transcript is spliced from 3 exons. Gene Ontology annotation, molecular function: ferric-chelate reductase activity. Gene Ontology annotation, biological process: iron ion transport; copper ion import; intracellular iron ion homeostasis. Lineage: Eukaryota; Fungi; Ascomycota; Sordariomycetes; Xylariales; Microdochiaceae.
AUGAGCAUUUCCAUUCUCUUCGCCGGCCGUAACAAUCUCUUGAUCGCCCUCACCGGAUGGAGCCAGACGACGUUCCUGACGCUCCAUCGGUGGACCGCACGGGUGGCAACCGUGCAGGCCGUCGUGCACUCCAUCGCUUAUACGCUGGCUUACUUUGAGCCCGGAUAUGAGGGCGCGUCAGCGUAUGCUGCCAAAGCAGCAGAGCCAUUCUACUGGUGGGGCAUCAUCGCAACCAUCGCCCUCAGCCUGGCCGUCGCCUUCGCCGUCCUCCCGCUCCGCGUCUGUGUCUACGAGUCCUUUCUGAUCCUGCACAUCGCCCUCGUCAUCCUCGCCCUCGUCGGGUGCUGGUACCACCUCGUCCCGCACUUUGGGUUCGAGUACGGCUACCAGGUCUGGCUGUACAUCUGCUUCGCCUUCUGGUCCGCCGACCGCCUGGCCCGCAUCCUGCGCAUCGCGUAUUACAACCGCCCCGGGGGGUCUAGGGCCCUCGUGCAGGCCGUCCCCGGCUGCGACGCCAUCAUGCAGGUCACCGUCUUUCCGCGCGUGGCGUGGGGGUUCGGGCCUGCACAGCACAGCUUCCUGUACCUCCCGCGGCUGGGCUGGUUCAAGUUCUGGGAGAGCCACCCGUUCAGCGUCGCCGGCGGCAUCACCUCUGCUCUCCAACGCCGGCUGCAAUCUUCCCCUUCGGGAACACUGGAACUAUCAGUGUACACCGAGGGCCCCUACGCGGGCCACCGGGCCACCCUGAACCCGCUCUUCACCGCCGACACGGUGCUGUGCAUCGCGGGGUUUAUCGGGAUCACCCACGUCCUCGGGGUCGUGCAGGCGUACCAGUCCCAGGUGGCGGGCGGGGGAAAGGCCGGAGAGGAAGAUGACAAAACAGCGAGCCGCAGCGCCAUGCGGGCGAAGAGGUUCGUUCUCGCGUGGUCUGCGCGGGAGUGGGCGCUCCUCGAGCACGUCCAGAGGGAGUUUCUUAACCAAGCCGCGGGUGACGGCGUCGAGUGUCUGUUUUAG